UAAUGCAGCAAGGCAAACAAGUGCAAAGGUGCUCMAGCGCACAGCCAUAUUGCAGAUUCACCUAAGGCGGGAUGCGGCAAAAACGAAACUAUCAUACGAAAAUCAUGUGACAAAGCGAAAACAUUACACCACCGGAAGUGCCAAAAAUUGGUGACCGGAAAUAGAAUUAUCUUAUGAGACUGCAACCCAAACAUUCAGCGGUAAUYAAAUAUGGCGGACGGAAAGCCAAGGUUUUACACUUUACGAAAACAUCGUAAAAAGUCCAUAUUUUUCGCUGUAGCUGGUUGUUGGUUAGCAAAUUAUGGAGUUGAUAGAUUUAGGGAAUAUUUGAUUAGAAGACAGUUAUGCGAAGAAGCAAAGGUUUUCUCACAAGAGACCACUCCAGCAUUACAGAAACCAAGAMGAUUUACAGCAUUCUUCAAUGCAACUGCGGGAAAUGGGGAUGCAGAGAAGCUGUUUAAAAAGAAUGCAGAGCCAAUUCUCCAUCUAGCUGGCUUAGAUGUUACUAUAAUUAAGACAGAUUAUGAAGGUCAAAUCAAAACUCUAUUACAAUACAUAGAUCCAUCAAUUGAUGGUAUCAUUGURGCAGGAGGUGAUGGAACACUUUUAGAAGCAGUAACUGGUUUGCUUAGACGAUCUGAUCAGGAGCAAGUUUCUAAAAUUCCAUUUGGAAUAAUCCCUGUAGGAACAAAAAAUAACUUUUUCCAAAGAAUCUUUGGCAAAAGUAAAGCUACACAAGCAAGGGAAAUUGGUCAAGCUGCCAURGCAAUAGUAAAAGGUGAAACAUGUCCAGCUGAUGUCAUAGAGAUUAAGGGACAAGAAGGAAAGCCUACUUUUGCUGUCAACAGCAUCAACUGGGGAGCAUUCAGAGAUGCAUCAGUAAACUACGACAAAUAUUGGUAUUGUGGUCCRUUCAGAAAGAAAAUGGCUUUUAUUGCUGCUACCCUCAAGGGAUGGCCACCCACUCAUCAAGCUAUGUUAAUGUACCCUAGACCUGACACACAUAGUUUGACAAGAAUAUCAAGUAAUGACAAUAGUGGAGGAUUACUAUCAUCACGGCUUACAUCACAUACCAUGGCAAGUGUAUCAGAUAACAGUCCUGUCAAUCAUUCUGAGAACAGUUAUGUCAAUGGCUGGGUGAAUAGUUCAGUUGAAACACUUGGUAUUUCAUUGCAACUKUCUAAAGACAAACAGGGAAGAGGAGUAGUCGAUAUCACUGUAUGGCCUUCAGUGUUACCAAAAUUGGAUUUCAUAAAGAGAGGUUGGAAAAUGCUAAAAGAUGAAUUUGAUAAUGAAGACUGCUGUGAUGCUUUUCAAGUACAAGAGAUUAAUCUGGAACCCAAGGAUCAAGAAGAGUCAUGGUUCAGUAUUGAUGGAGAACCCUUUGAUGCCAGACCAAUUCAAGUCAAAGUCCAACCAGACAAACUUAAAUUCUUUACUUUAAGAAAUGUAUAGUUCAUUAUUUAUGUUAAUUGAUUUUUAAAACAUUUCAUAGUAAAAAUACAUGUACACAUAAAUAAGAAUCAAAGUUUUGACUUCAUAAUUCAUCACUAAGUCUUGGCCCCUUUUUCCUCUUUUUCUUUUCUUCUUUUUUCUUUUGUUUUGAUGACAUAGUUCUUCUUGCUUUCUCCUUUUCAUAUUCCUAAAAAGAAUUAAGAUUCGCUAUCACCGUUGUUACUGCAUGACAAAAAUUGUUGGCUAUCAAUAGACUGACUUACAGCAUCUAAUUGAGCCUCCAGUUUGUAUGGGUUUACAUAAUUAUCAUCCUUUGGUACCAACUGCAGUUCUUGUGCAACCUUUAAACAUGAAUAACAUGGUAAUAAAACCAARUAUAAUUGAA
Molecule: messenger RNA, 1840 nt
Organism: Exaiptasia diaphana
Lineage: Eukaryota; Metazoa; Cnidaria; Anthozoa; Actiniaria; Aiptasiidae
Product: acylglycerol kinase, mitochondrial
Exons: 15
Coding region: 211-1455 (414 amino acids)
Biological process (GO): protein insertion into mitochondrial inner membrane; ceramide biosynthetic process
Cellular component (GO): TIM22 mitochondrial import inner membrane insertion complex; mitochondrion
Molecular function (GO): ATP-dependent diacylglycerol kinase activity; ceramide kinase activity; acylglycerol kinase activity
Source: RefSeq, a predicted model, not a curated record